AUGUCCCAACCAGGACCACCCCCGGGGAUGCCUACCCCCCAACAACUCCAGCAGAUGAUUGCGCUCGAGGCACAGAAGCGAGGCAUGACCGUCCCGCAAUUCCAGGCCUUUCAACGCCAGCAAAUCGAAACCGAAGCCGCAAAGCUCAACAUGAGCCCACAGCAGUUUAUCCAGAUGAAACAGGAAGAGGCGAGACAGAACUUCCAAAGACAACAACAACUACAGCAGCAGCAACAGGCACAACCAGGACAGGGCCAACCGUCUCAGCCCCAGCAGCAAGGCCAAGUUCAGCAUAUUCCGGUUAAUGAGGGUGUCGAGGCAAAGCCAGAGGCCAUUGCUGUUGCGAAGUUUCUGCGAUCACGAGAUCUAAAGACGAGGACUUGCAUCUUCAACGGACAGAGGAAAGAUAUGUUUAAGGUCAAACGCGCAUUCCGCGAACUCCAUUCCGAGGCUUAUAAGAAGGCUCGCACCAAGGAUCCUCUCCUACCUCAAGUCGAGACUGACCUGGAAGCCCGCCAGGCCGUUCAGCUCCUCCCUCUCUCCAUGCUCGCUCUGCGUGUGUCGAAGAAGGAUCCUCAUGAAGGCCACAACCAUGCCAAACCAAAGAAGGAGAAGCGUGUCAAAGGACUUUGGGAGGUCAAGCUUGAACAACAACAAGAUUUCGAGCCUAUGAUGCAUUAUGUGUGGCUGUACGAAGGCUCACAGUGGAAGACCAAGAUGUGGGCUGGUGUUGUCCUUGUUCUGGUCUUUGCUGCUAUCCUCUUCCCUCUCUGGCCUCUGGUCCUGAGACAGGGCGUCUGGUAUCUCUCAGUCGGCGCCAUGGGUCUCAUCGGUCUCUUCUUCGCCAUGGCCAUCUUCCGCCUCAUCCUCUUCGUCAUCACCUUCUUCCUGUUCGCUCCCGGUCUUUGGCUGUAUCCCAACCUGUUUGAGGAUGUUGGUUUCUUCGACAGCUUCCGUCCCUUGUGGGGCUGGCAUGAAACUAAGGAGGAUAUCAAGAGGAAGAAGCAGGACAAGAGGGCGAAGCGCGCGCAGAAGGCCGCCGCCGCUGCAGGUGGUGAGAAGCCUGCCGUGACUGUUGGAGACAGCUCUGCCACUUCCGCCCCUGCCAAUGGCAGUGCAGUUUCUUCCGGUUCUCAGGCCGUUGUCCCAUCCGGUCCCGCACGACGACAUGCAGCUCCAACGGUGGAAGAGGUUGAUGAUGAAUGA
Exophiala bonariae is the source of this 1206-nucleotide messenger RNA. RefSeq lists its product as uncharacterized. The record is from RefSeq and is a predicted model, not a curated record. NCBI's taxonomy places the organism in Eukaryota, Fungi, Ascomycota, Eurotiomycetes, Chaetothyriales, Herpotrichiellaceae. The transcript is spliced from 2 exons. Gene Ontology annotation, biological process: post-translational protein targeting to membrane, translocation. The coding region runs from base 1 to 1206 and encodes 401 amino acids. Gene Ontology annotation, cellular component: endoplasmic reticulum; endoplasmic reticulum membrane.